AUGGCAGUCAUCCAUGCUCGCGGUGCAACCAAGAAGGCCAAGAAGCACCAGCCUAUCCUGCAAGUAACUUUCCGCGCCAUUGUCCUAAUACCACAGGCUAACAUAUCCAGCUUCGGUGGUAGACUCCUUCGCCUCCGCGUAGGUCCACAACGUCGUACAGUCUCGGUUCAUGAAGAUAUGCUAUGCAAGCGGUCCAAAGUCUUCAAGGACCGAUUCCAGCCUGAACGAAAAGACGUCGAAGGCGAAUGCGUCAUCUGCCAGGAAGGCCUCGAUCCCAUGGUCAAGACCCUCACCUACUGUAAGAGCUGUGGAAAUAACCUGCAUGAAGACUGCAUGGAAGAGUGGUCCGGUACAAACAGUACCUGCCCCAUGUGUCGCGCGGAGUGGGUCAUGCCGCCUUUCCUCAACAGUGUCGAUCUCGAGGAUACAAAUGCCAAUGACUUUGACAUGUACGUUCAGUGGCUCUAUGGACACACUUUCCCGAAAUACGCAACAGAAGACAGAGACGACGGAGACGACGGAGACGAAGUAGACCACUUCGUCCGACUGUACGGUGCGUAUUUCGUGGCGGCGGAUUACCAAGACGACGAGUUCCUACAAGCCGUGCGCGAGGAAAUCAUCCAUUGCAGUCUACGGAUGACGGUCGACUCUCGCUAUGCAGAAUUCGCUCAGGUGUUGAGGAACUCGGUUGGACCCGGCUAUGCUAUCCGAUUCGUCGUCGAUUUGUUCACUCUUCGAUACAUCCAGAAACAUCAACUCGACGACACCGAUGACGAUGACGAUGACGAUGACGAUGAAAACCCGAUGACUAAUAUCAAAAUCUCCAAGAGACUUCUCAGAUGUUUACUCGAGACGGCGAAACCUCAGAGCGAGGAGAACGACGAGUAUGUCUGGAGCGUCAUGCGCGCUUGUGGACACAUCGAGUAG
Alternaria triticimaculans is the source of this 927-nucleotide messenger RNA. RefSeq lists its product as uncharacterized. The record is from RefSeq and is a predicted model, not a curated record. Gene Ontology annotation, molecular function: ubiquitin protein ligase activity. Lineage: Eukaryota; Fungi; Ascomycota; Dothideomycetes; Pleosporales; Pleosporaceae. The transcript has a single exon. Bases 1 to 927 code for a protein of 308 amino acids.